AUGCGUUUAAGAUAUAAAGAUCCAAAGGUACCAAUACUCAAAAACAAUCUGCCAUUUCCAAUUGAACCCUAUGGAUAUUGUACUGAAUGUCGAACAAUUGAAGAGUUAAUAUCAAUAAGAAAUAAUCCUAAUCGCAUGAUUAUAGAAUGUCUUAUGAUACGUGAACGAGUAGGCGUUACGUCGAACUUUUUAUAUUUACUUGAUCAUCAGGCUGAUUUAUGUGGAUAUAAUUUAUAUUCAUUUGGUUAUAACACUUAUUUACGUGGAUCUGAAGAACGUUAG
Molecule: messenger RNA, 282 nt
Organism: Rotaria sp. Silwood1
Lineage: Eukaryota; Metazoa; Rotifera; Eurotatoria; Philodinida; Philodinidae
Source: the annotation of a GenBank genome assembly